AUGGAAGGGUUGGCGGCUGCAGGUGGAGUUAUCGCCGUGAUUUCAUUGGCAGGUCAAGUCAUACAAGGCUGUGACUAUCUACACACCAUUUUUGAGGACGCAAGAGAUGCUCCCGUAGUACUCCGGUUGCUCAAUAACGAGCUCUCUAUCAUAAAGAGAAUUUCCACGAACUUUGCAGCCUCAACACCUGAUAAUCCUGAACAUCUUGCCGCUUUGGACUUUUGCAAUGAGUCAAUUCAUGAACUACGAGAUGUGGUCGAUAAAUACGGUAGCUUAACAGGCGUUGGAAGAUAUAUGAAAUGGGGACCAAGGCUCUCAUUGGCUCUCAAUGCCAGUAAGAUCUUAAAGCAUUUGAAUCGUCUAAGAGAAGCCAAGGGGCAUCUUGAGCAUUUGCAAAAUGUUUUCAAACACGGUGAAACAAUACUCAAGAUAGAAACCCUACGGAACUCGAUCAGACAACUCAAUGUAUCCAAUUCGCAGAUUUCCGAAAUUGUCACUUGUUCACACGCGAAGGUGGAUGAUAUUGCUAGUACAGCCAAGGAGACGAAAUUCAGUUUACAAUACAUGGCAGACAAAUUCGCAAAGCAAACAGAACAGAACUUAGAAAGCAACCAUGUAAUUGAGAAACGUUUCGUGGAUGCUGUGGAAUUAAUACUGGAAAAUUCUUUGAAGAACCAUAUCCGAGAAGGAAUAGAGCUACAGUCGUCAUCUUCUAUCCAGUCGUCUCAUCUUGAAGCAUGCCAUCAUAUACCGCCGAGCAACGUGAGACUCUGGAACAAAUCUUUGGAAAACCCUUCCAUAGCUGGCCAAAAGUCUGAGCUUGAGUGUAUCUUGGCAGAUUAUUCAGGAGGAAUCCAAACUGUGGAAUAUUUAGACUUCGAACGCACAUCAAAGUAUAGCACACGGAUUGGCCAAGUCUUGAUAAGGACCGUAUCAAAGACAUAUAUGGCGCUCGAUGAGAUUGAAACAGAGGACUUACAAUUCAAUCCAUCACCAAUGCCGAAUGCCCAACAGUUAUCUUCUGUCAAUGAGUUCCCUAUCACGAUUACAAGAACAGAAACUCUAUUACUUCCAGAAUCUUGGGAACAAGCUCGAGGUGCGGUGAUUAAGUUGCAUGAGAUGGUCAGUCCUUCCACGAUCAAUUCAAGUUUGACAUUGCAAUUGAGAACGUUCUCGGGUUUCGGAUCGCAACUAUCAAAAGACGUAGCGGCUGGGAAUAUUCUUGGUAACAAAUUUACCGUCUCACAAUCCACUGGUGUCAAAGUGGUCGCAUCUCCGUGCCUGCUUUACACUGCAUUUAAAACUAUUUUUGUUGCUCGAAAAGUGGGUCAUGGAAAGGCCAGACCUAGAAAAUCCCGAAAACCAAAACAUUCAACUUCUCUUCUUCGUCAAUCCCCAGACAACAAAGUGAACGAUGUGGUAGAGCUUAUUACGCUUUGGAUCGAGAUUGGAUUGGGUCUGGAAUCCCAGGAAUUCUUCCUAAAUACGCCAGAUAGAACAGGAAUCACACAUGAGUCUAUAUUUCGACAGGGCGUCCAAACACUAUCGAUAUUUCAAACGCUGCGACAUGUAUACGUACAUGAAUUGGUGACAGAGAUGCAUACUGCAUAUGAUUCAGGCGGUUGUCAAGCAUGGCAUUCUUUACAUCGUAUUCAUGCAAAGUACUGGGCUCGAUACCAAGCGAUAGCAUCGCCAGCACCUUUCAAUAUUUUUGGAUACGACUUCAUUUGUAGUUCAAUUGACUUAGAAGAAUACUGCAGGCCAGGAAAACACCCAUUCCAGAACAUCUUAGUCAAUUUGCUCGCCCUUGGUUGGAUAGCAUCGAGGUUUAAUCAACUCGGAAUCGCCAUGGCUUCCAGCAAAUUUUAG
This is a messenger RNA of Botrytis sinoallii, 1869 nucleotides long. RefSeq lists its product as uncharacterized. The record is from RefSeq and is a predicted model, not a curated record. Lineage: Eukaryota; Fungi; Ascomycota; Leotiomycetes; Helotiales; Sclerotiniaceae. The coding region runs from base 1 to 1869 and encodes 622 amino acids. The transcript is spliced from 2 exons.